Mixia osmundae IAM 14324 is the source of this 2323-nucleotide messenger RNA. RefSeq lists its product as uncharacterized. The record is from RefSeq and is a predicted model, not a curated record. Lineage: Eukaryota; Fungi; Basidiomycota; Mixiomycetes; Mixiales; Mixiaceae. Bases 130 to 1848 code for a protein of 572 amino acids. The transcript is spliced from 2 exons. Gene Ontology annotation, molecular function: oxidoreductase activity.
CCGCGAUAGAUCGAUAGAGAUUGAUAUUCUCGAUAAGAUCUGAUUGAUGAACGGAGUGAUCUAGUCACCUGACGUGCUUGAGCCAAAUUCCGAAGCAAGCCUGACGCCUGGCUCCCUGGUCGCGAACCAAUGGAGACACAGGAGAGCGAGCCAGGAGAGCCUGCAAAUGCUGCUCAAGGUUCGACUGCGGCUGAGCAGAUACCGGGCGAAAGCAUUGUCGACGAGGCAGAGACGACUCCGCGUGCAUCACUAGAAACGACGAGCGUGGCUGCAAAGUCAAUGGGAGUUGCAGACGAUGCCACAGAUGCACACGACAAUGAUGAUGCGGGAGAUCAGGACAGUGCAAGCAUCGAUCUAUUCAUGGCCAGAGAUCCAAUCUCGCUUUACGGCGAGGUCAGCCUUCCGCGUGCUGGCAUUUUGGGCGUGCCCGGCGUGACGCACGAAACGGCUGCACUAUCAGCGGGUCUGCUCACCACCAACCACGCCGAGUUUCACUGCUUCUUCAACGACAAAGGCUUCCACAAUCAUCUUGCGCACGCCAUCCUGACAGUCUACUCCCUCGGCGCGACUUCCGAGCAGAUCAAGGCGACUUAUGAGCGCUGCAAGGCGGUACAGCGUCCUAUGCUUCCUCUGAAAGACGUCGUUAUCACCGAAGAGAACUGGAGAGACUUUCUCGGCAGAGAGGCGUAUUACAGUCGCUACCUGCAAUUCUUUAUAACGCAGUGCCGAGAGCUAGGCGGUCCCGCCUGCAUAGAGCGAUACGUACUCGAAGACGAUCAGGGCCAGAUGCUCAUCCGUUGGUUCUCGGGCGCCUGGCAUCCUUUCAUCUUGACCGGCUUUGGCAUCGAAUUCGCUCUGGAUGCAGUGACUGCGGAAGGUCUCGCGGCUUGCUGUGUGCAUUCACCUCAGGCUGCCCCCUUAUUGAAGGCAAUGUCGACGCGAGCAUCGAAAUCGCCAUUCUUGACGUUUGCCUCUUCGUUCGCCACCGGUUUGAGACCAUUGGCAGCGCGAGCAUCGCCAUCAGUGGUCUCCUUCGUAGCUACUGCGCAACGUCUGCCGCGAAUCCACAGAGUCCCGAAGGAGGGUCUCAGUGGCCUGACUAUCAUCGACCACAUGUCAGAAGAUCCAAGGCUACGAGCUGGCCAAGCGAAUAGCUACGAGAGCAAGAACAAAUUCGACGAUUGCCUUCAUAACCGGGCAAAAGCCUUGAACGCCUGGUGCGCCGAAUGGAUCAUUGACUCGGAUGGAGGAUGGGAAGAGAUCGUCAUGCGAGCUGAAGAGCUCAUCUGGAUAGCCACACUGCUCGAGAGUGCUGUCUCGCGACCUGGCCAGCCAACAAGAUGCGAUUUCUUCUUGAUGCACGGACUCAACUCUAUGCUCUUUUUACCAAGCAUGCUCGAAGUGCUUUCCCCGAGUUCACGCAUAACCGUCCUCGAGUGUUCAUUCAGGAUGCUUGUUGCAUAUUGGGUCGCUCGAGGUCGACCGCAGCUUCAUAUCGUGGAUGUGUUGAUGCGGGCCAGCAAUACUCCAAAGCCACCAUCGGAGGCCAUCGCUGACCAAUCAGCGGGCACAGUGUGGCCUUCUCUGAUCGCUGCGGCUGCGACCCAUCCUGAUGAGCACCUCUCGAAAGCGAUCCGAUCUCUUGCAUUCGCUGCUUCGCUCUUUGGGCACAGUCCGCCUGGAAUCUACAAGUGCUCGCUACCUGGAAGCGACAUCCUUGAUGGCUCGUGCUUCGUUCGAGCGGCCGGACUACAUCUCAAUGCGAUCGGAUGGUGCCUGAACGACGAGGAGCCUGCCGACUGGGACCGCAGCGGCCUAGGCUUCGACGAGGCGUGGCAAGCCAGCUAAACCUCUGCUAUUCAUAUAGGCUAGCUAAGCCUCUGUUAUUUAUACACACUGUACAUCCAUACAACGCUUGCAACGACUAUAUACUGCUCGCACGAACGGCUUUUAGGUGCACGCCAGCAGAACAUCCUGAGGUGUCGUGCCGGUUGGAUAGUACCAGAACACGACGGCGAUGCCGAUGUAGAAAGCGAUCAAGAGGAAGCCCUCCAGCCAAUUUGCCUUGCUGUCUGCUAUCGUACUGUUGACCAUGAGAACUGCUAGGAAAACGACCACGCUUUCGAAUUCGCUGAAGAGUAAGCUCAGGGGCUUAUCAAGGCCCCAGGCGAUGAUGACCAGGAGCGGAAUGACCUGCAAACACAGCACAUGAGCUGUAGGCUCAUGAGUACAGAGAACACGCACAAAGAGAGCGAUCUGGAUAGAUGAGCCGAUGGCAACACCGAUGGACAGGUCCAGCUUGUCUUUGACACUGACAGUGACG